GGGACAACAGCUGUUAACGCGUUCGAAAAUCAAUUUACGCCUUACAAACGCGUCUCCCGUCACCUCCAAUUUCGCCAUCCGACAACCCAUUUUUGCUAUUUCUCGGGUCAUCUUUUGAAAUUCCACCGUUCAGACACAUUGAGAAGACCAGAUUUUGCUUCAAUCUUGCUUUCAUCCUACCCACUGACACAUGCGACGCCAUGGCGGUCACUUGUCCGAUAUGUAACCAGGCCGUCAAGGGCCUCGACAAAAUCAACAGCCACAUUGAUUCCGGCUGCCAGUCAUUCCUCGAGACAGCCGCCGAGAGCGCCACUACCCAAGCUGAACCGCAAAGUAGUGGACAACAGAGUACCCAGAACGGAAACCUACCACCAAGUUCAACCCAAAAGAAACGAAGUGCCGCCGACUUCUUCCAGACUCCUGCCAAACGACUGGCGGUGUCAAAGAUACCCAUUGCUUCGACACCCCUACCAGUCCAUGGAAGUGCUGCUGCUUCGACUGCUGCGCAAACACCGAGGACUGGGACCAAGAGGAGGUUUGAUGAGGGACCGGGGUUGGAUUCACCUUCGAUAGACGCGGCGAGGAAUAGGAAUGGAGGAGAUGGGAGCGCAGAGACACCACAACAAAACGGGAAUGCUGGAGAAGGAGGAGUAGGAACAGGAGGAGGAGAAGCACAACCCAGCCCACCGAUCCAACCGCUAGUGAAACGCACAAAACCGAACAACCGAUCCGCUCCCUUAGCCGAGCGCAUGCGCCCUGGCUCUCUCGACGACGUCUUCGGCCAGGAUCUAGUCGGGCCCAACGGCGUCUUGCGCGCGUUGAUCGAGACUGACCGAGUCCCGUCCAUGAUCCUCUGGGGCGGUUCGGGAACCGGCAAGACGACGAUAGCGCGCUGCAUCGCCCAACGAACAGGUAGCCGCUUCAUCGAGCUGAACGCGACCAGCUCAGGCGUGGCCGAGUGCAAGAAGUAUUUCGGCGAAGCGGCCAACGAGCUGCACCUCACAGGUCGCCGCACCAUCAUCUUCUGCGACGAGAUCCACCGCUUCACCAAGGCCCAACAAGACAUAUUCCUCAAACCCGUCGAAGCAGGCACCAUCACGCUCAUCGGCGCCACGACCGAAAACCCCUCCUUCAAAGUCCCCACUAAUAGACGACGAACUACUUUCCUACCUCUGCGCCUUUGCCGACGGCGACGCCCGCACGGCCCUCAACCUCCUCGAACUCGCUUUAUCCCUCACCACCACUUCCCCCCCUCAGACAGCCAACCCCUGACCAAAGAAUCCAUCAAAGCCUCCCUAACCAAAACCCUCGUCUACGACCGCGCCUCCGACCAACACUACGACACCAUCUCCGCCUUCCACAAAUCCAUCCGCGGCUCCGACCCCGACGCCAGUCUGUACUACCUAGCGCGCAUGCUUCAAUCGGGCGAAGACCCCCUCUUCAUUGCUCGUCGCCUCGUCGUCAUCGCCUCCGAAGACGUCGGUCUCGCCGACAACUCCCUCUUGCCUCUCGCAACCGCCACCUACACCGCCACCCAACAAAUCGGCAUGCCUGAAGCGCGUAUCCCUUUAGCGCAUUGCACCGUAGCGCUCUGUUUGGCGCCCAAAUCGACGAGGGCGUACAGAGGGCUGAAUAAUGCGUUUUCGGCGCUCAGGGAACCGGGCGUGGCGGCGUUGCCUGUCCCCUUGCAUUUACGGAAUGCGCCGACGAGGUUGAUGAAGGAGAUGGGGUACGGCGCCGAGUAUAAGUAUCCCCCGAAUUAUAGGAAUGGAAGGGUGAGGCAGGAGUAUUUGCCGGGGGAGUUGGUGGGGAGGAAGUUUUUGGAGGAGAGGGAUUUGGGGACCGAGGUGGAUCCGGAUGUGGAAAUGGGGGAGGGGGAGGAUGAUGGGGAGGUUAAUGGAAAUGGGGAGGGAGGGGUGAAUGGGACGACGACGUAGGUGUUGGUUUACUUGAAUGGGUGGGAGGGUGUGUGGUUUUGUUGGAAUAGUGUAAUGUCUGGUUUGGAUUGUAGGGCAUGCAUGAUGUGCAUUUGAAGCGUCAAAAAAAGGUUAUGGAUAGGCUGGCGUUUUGGUGUAAAUUAUUCAUGUUGGCAUAGCAUUUAUUGUUGGACGUUAGAAAAAAGACAUGGAAC
Molecule: messenger RNA, 2131 nt
Organism: Neurospora hispaniola
Lineage: Eukaryota; Fungi; Ascomycota; Sordariomycetes; Sordariales; Sordariaceae
Product: DNA polymerase III, clamp loader complex, gamma/delta/delta subunit
Exons: 2
Coding region: 201-1937 (578 amino acids)
Biological process (GO): DNA-templated DNA replication; DNA synthesis involved in DNA repair; DNA repair
Cellular component (GO): nucleus
Molecular function (GO): ATP hydrolysis activity; DNA binding; single-stranded DNA helicase activity
Source: RefSeq, a predicted model, not a curated record